AUUUAAGCUCGCUUUUUAAGCAGUGUAAUCUGUAACUGUGAGAUUAGAAUUGCAAAACUUUGACAAGAAGAGCAUGGAUUUUCAGACAUUUCAGACAAAUGCAAACAACUUUUUCGGGCGUGUUAUACAGAUGACGGAAGAGGCAUUCAGUAUUGCUGAACGAACACCGUUGGAUGCAGCACUAGAUGAACUUAUUAAAGAAGGUGAAAAGCGAAGAAAAUGGGCGGAAAGUCUCAUAGAACAGACUGAAAAUAUGAUCCAGCCAAAUCCAGCUCAACGAGUUGAAGAUCUUAUUCUCAAAAAUAUGGACAGAAAGAAAAUACGAAUAAGUGCUGGUGAACAACUGGGAGAUAGUAUGAACAAUAUCGGAGACCUUCUUGGAGCAAGAACUCCUGGCGGUUCAGCACUUAAGACUUGUGCAGCGAGUCAAAUAAAAAUUGGGCAAGCUGAACAAAAAUUACAAGAGACAGUUACUGCAGAUUAUAUUGAAUGGUUACGUGCAUAUAUAUCAAAUGAAGCCAAAAUUGCCAAACAAGAACGAGAAAACUUGGAAACUGCUAGACUGGAUUUGGACCGUUUGAAGACAGUGCAUAAACGCGCCAAAAAUGAUAAACAAAAAGAUUUAGCUCGGCAGUUAGAAGAAGCUCAGUUGAAAUUCAAUCGACAGUGUGCUGCUACAAAAAAGGUUUUAGAAGAAAGUGUUGCUAAAUUUGACUCACAAAAAGGUCAGUUGGAGAAACUCUUACAGGCUCAGUCGGACUAUUUUCGAACUUGUAUGGAUGCAGUGAAUUCAGCAUUACGUGAAUUAUAAAGGAGAAAUGAAAAAGGAUAAAGACGUUUGGAAUCAACGACGUACACAAUAAAAUUCGGUGGGAUUUCUGCUAAUUUUUCAACAGUUAUUGUGCCUUAUUUUUUGUUUUCUUCAAAAUCAUCCUGUUCCCUUUUUAAAGUGAAAUUAUUCGCUCAAUUGUUGCCUGUGAUGCCUUCGUAAAUGUUUCUCUUUUUCUAAUAAUAUUUAUAAUUUAAAAAAAAACAGAAUUUUUCUUCCCCAUCGAUGGUUUUUAAAAAAUAUGCUGAGUUAACCACACUGAAUUUUACCUUUUUUCCUAUCAUUGCCUACUGUGAUACUGUUUAUAUUUUUGUUUAACAAUUUAACCAAGAAUUUCUUUUCUAUUCUCUCAUGAAACCUUUUUCCCAAAAAAAAAAUAAAUUACAUCAUUGUUAUGCAAAUACAUUUAUAAGUUAAAUCA
Trichobilharzia szidati is the source of this 1250-nucleotide messenger RNA. Lineage: Eukaryota; Metazoa; Platyhelminthes; Trematoda; Strigeidida; Schistosomatidae. The record is from the annotation of a GenBank genome assembly.